CGCGCUGCGUUCUGCCGCGGCCCGACGGGAUCUUUCGAGAAGUCCCCCCCGCCCCGACGAGGCAGCGCCCGUCGCGCCGCGCAUUUAAACGGGCCGAGCCGCCGCUCCUCAGGCGCCUCUGCUCACUUUCCUCUCGCAACUAUGUCGGUAGUGGGCAUCGAUUUGGGUUUCCAGAGCUGUUAUGUGGCCGUGGCCCGCGCUGGCGGCAUCGAGACCAUCGCGAACGAGUACAGCGACCGCAGCACGCCAUCAUGUAUAGCCUUUGGACCCAAGAACCGCUCCAUCGGCGCUGCAGCUAAAAGCCAGGUUAUUUCAAAUGCAAAGAAUACAGUACAAAGUUUUAAAAGAUUUCAUGGUCGUGCAUUCUCAGAUCCCUUUGUUCAAGCUGAAAAAGCAAGCCUUGCCUAUGAACUUGUCCAGCUGCCAACAGGCUCAACUGGCAUCAAGGCCAUGUAUAUGGAAGAAGAAAGAAACUUUACUAUUGAGCAGGUGACAGGAAUGCUCCUUACCAAAUUAAAAGAGACUGCUGAGAAUGCUCUUAAGAAGCCUGUAGUUGACUGUGUUGUUUCUGUUCCUUCUUUCUACACAGAUGCAGAAAGGAGAUCUGUGAUGGAUGCUACACAGAUUGCUGGUCUCAACUGUCUGAGGCUAAUAAAUGAAACAACUGCAGUUGCCCUUGCCUAUGGAAUCUAUAAGCAAGACCUGCCUGCCUUGGAGGAGAAGCCACGGAAUGUUGUUUUUGUGGACAUGGGGCAUUCUGCAUACCAAGUUUCUGUUUGUGCAUUCAACAAAGGCAAACUCAAAGUUCUUGCUACAGCCUUUGAUACCACACUUGGAGGCAGGAAGUUUGAUGAGAUGUUAGUUGAGUACUUCUGUGAAGAGUUUGGAAAGAAAUACAAACUAGACAUCAAGUCCAAGAUCCGUGCCUUGCUGCGGCUAUACCAGGAGUGUGAGAAACUGAAGAAACUGAUGAGUGCUAAUGCCUCUGAUCUCCCCAUGAACAUUGAGUGCUUCAUGAAUGACAUUGAUGUCUCUGGAACCAUGAACAGGAGCAAGUUCUUGGAGAUGUGUGAUGGGCUCCUUGCAAGAGUAGAACCUCCCCUUCGCAGCAUACUGGAGCAAGCCAAGUUAAAGAAGGAGGAUAUCUAUGCAGUGGAGAUUGUUGGUGGCACCACAAGAAUCCCUGCUGUGAAAGAGAAGAUCAGUAAAUUUUUUGGCAAGGAAGUCAGUACAACCUUGAACGCAGACGAGGCUGUUGCACGAGGUUGUGCACUGCAGUGUGCUAUUUUAUCGCCGGCUUUCAAAGUGAGAGAGUUUUCCAUCACAGAUUUGAUACCCUAUCCCAUUUCUUUACGAUGGAAUUCACCAGCAGAGGAAGGGUUAAGUGACUGUGAGGUCUUCCCCAAGAACCAUCCUGCUCCUUUUUCCAAGGUCCUCACAUUCUACAGGAAGGAACCAUUUACUCUUGAAGCAUACUACAGCUCCCCCAAGGAGCUCCCUUACCCAGAUCCUGCUAUAGCUCACUUCUUGGUUCAAAAGGUCACUCCUCAAACAGAUGGCUCCAGUUCAAAAGUGAAGGUCAAAGUUAGAGUGAAUAUCCACGGUAUCUUCAGUGUGUCAAGUGCAUCUCUAGUGGAGGUUCAUAAAUCAGAUGAGAAUGAAGAGCCCAUGGAGACAGAUCAACAUGCAAAAGAGGAGGAGAAGAUGCAGGUAGACCAGGAAGAACAAAAGGCUGAAGAACAACAGCAGGCCCAACCUGAAAACAAGGCAGAGUCUGAAGAGAUGGAGACUUCUCAGGCUGACUCAAAAGACAAGAAAGUGGAUCAGCCACCUCAAGCCAAGAAAGCUAAAGUGAAGACUACUACUGUGGACCUUCCCAUUGAGAAUCAGCUGGUGUGGCAGAUUGGAAAAGAUAUGCUGAAUUUAUUCAUUGAGAAUGAGGGUAAGAUGAUAAUGCAGGAUAAACUAGAGAAGGAGAGGAAUGAUGCCAAGAAUGCAGUGGAAGAGUAUGUGUAUGAGAUGAGAGACAAACUCUGUGGGGUUUAUGAGAAGUUUGUUAGUGAAGAUGAUCGGAAUAGUUUCACGCUGAAGCUGGAGGACACAGAAAAUUGGCUUUAUGAAGAUGGGGAAGACCAACCCAAACAAAUCUAUAUUGAUAAAUUGACAGAGUUGAAGACUCUGGGUCAGCCUAUUCAAGCAAGGUUUCAAGAGUCAGAGGAAAGACCAAGAGCGUUUGAGGACUUAGGGAAGCAAAUUCAACAUUACAUGAAAAUUGUUCACGCGUUCAAAGCAAAGGAUGAACAGUAUGACCAUCUAGAUGAAGCAGAUGUGGGAAAAGUGGAGAAGAGUGCAAAUGAAGCCAUGGAGUGGAUGAACAAUAAACUAAAUCUUCAGAACAAGAGAAGUCUUACUUUGGACCCAGUUAUAAAAGCAAAAGAGAUACAAGCUAAAACUAAAGAACUGACAAGCAUUUGUAAUCCCAUAGUCACAAAACCAAAACCCAAAGUUGAACUCCCCAAGGAGGAGCAGAAACCAGCUGAACCCAAUGGACCAGUAGAAGGGCAAGGGGAUACCAACAAUGGGUCCCCACCUGCUGAGCCGAGUGCUGCAGGUGCUGCCCCCACAGCCCCUGAGAAGAAGCUUCCAGAAAUGGACAUUGACUGAACUGCAGCACUUGUUUAUAUUAUUGCAAACUACAAUAAAGCUUUAAGUUGUCAA
Dryobates pubescens (Downy woodpecker) is the source of this 2718-nucleotide messenger RNA. RefSeq names its product heat shock protein family A (Hsp70) member 4 (gene HSPA4). The record is from RefSeq and is a predicted model, not a curated record. NCBI's taxonomy places the organism in Eukaryota, Metazoa, Chordata, Aves, Piciformes, Picidae. The coding region runs from base 142 to 2664 and encodes 840 amino acids. Gene Ontology annotation, molecular function: ATP binding; ATP-dependent protein folding chaperone. Gene Ontology annotation, biological process: protein folding. Gene Ontology annotation, cellular component: nucleus; cytosol. The transcript has 19 exons.